Messenger RNA from Trichomycterus rosablanca, 593 nucleotides. Its product is annotated as hemoglobin cathodic subunit beta-like. Gene Ontology annotation, cellular component: blood microparticle; hemoglobin complex; haptoglobin-hemoglobin complex. The coding region runs from base 55 to 498 and encodes 147 amino acids. Gene Ontology annotation, molecular function: oxygen binding; haptoglobin binding; heme binding. The record is from RefSeq and is a predicted model, not a curated record. Gene Ontology annotation, biological process: hydrogen peroxide catabolic process; oxygen transport. NCBI's taxonomy places the organism in Eukaryota, Metazoa, Chordata, Actinopteri, Siluriformes, Trichomycteridae. The transcript has 3 exons.
CUUGACAGUCACUGUUAGUGCUGCAAAACUCAAAGCUAAGCAAAAUCAGUCAACAUGGUCGCGUGGUCAGAUGCCGAGCGCAGCGCCAUUACAGGUGUCUGGGGCAAACUCAGUGUCGAUGAAAUCGGACCCCAGGCUCUGGCAAGAGUGCUAAUCGUCUACCCCUGGACUCAGCGUUAUUUCAGUAAAUUUGGGGAUUUGAGCAGCGUAGCUGCUAUUAGUGGAAACCCUAAGGUUGCUGCACAUGGCAAAGUUGUGCUGAACGCUAUGGAGAAGGCAGUGAAAAACCUGGACCACAUCAAAGCCACCUACUCCAGUCUGAGCCAGCUCCACUGUGAGAAACUGAACGUGGACCCCGAUAACUUCAGGCUGUUGGGCGAUUGUCUCACUAUCGUGAUUGCGGCCAAAUUGGGAGCAGCUUUCACCCCUGAAGUUCAGGCUGCAUGGCAUAAGUUUUUGGCAGUUGUGGUCGCCGCUCUGAGCAGCCGCUACUUCUAAACUUCCCACCAAUACAGCAUCUGGCAUUACUUCGCAUUUAAUGGAUUUACAUUACAUGAAUGAAACCAAUAAAUUUUAAGUGAUGUAGCAAAUAA